AUGAUGGCCCCACGAUAUACGUCCGACAUCGACGCCGCCCGGUUAACAGUUGUACGGAGCCUUGAGAAUAUUCAAAAGGCACUUCCCGACAACCGGCGGAGGAGUACUCAGAGCAUUUCCGCUGCAUUAGCUUUCGAGCUUGGAGGAAACAAUAGCGGUAGUAGCACGGUAGUAACACCAAUCAGCCGACGGGGGCAGAUAGUUGCGAAAGAUGACGAUGAUGCAUGGAAGAAGCAUCUCCGUCCUAGUGAGAUCAUGGCGCUUGAGGACCAGCUCGAGGUUUUACAACAGGACAUACGGGAUCUCAAUAAUAUACACGCGCGACAUGUACAGAGCUCGCGACAACAGUGGCGGUACGCUCAAGCUGAGGAAGAACAAGCUUCCCAACGGCACAAGCUCAGGAGGGUUGGUGAAGCUGCCGUGCUACCCCAGGUCAACUGUCAACAAUCCACUAGUCCCCCCUCCUCCAGCUCCCCAGACGUGCGGAUUCCAACAGCUGACAAAGACACACGGUUGCUUUACCCCUCCUCGAGCUCUUCAAAUGGGAAGACCCAAAAGCAGCAACAGAAAAAUCAAUCAGCAAUGGACAGGCGGCCGCCUAUGCAGAGACCCGUGAGCUCGAGGGAUAUUCGCCCCGUUAACACGAAGACAAAUUUACAUUCGGGGAGUCACCUAUCAAAAGCUGCUACAGGUCCCCGAUAUCAGGCUACUACGCCUGAGGUCAUAUCACCUACAUCAUCGGCCAACGUGUCCUCCAGCCUUGUUGAGGAAGUGCAACAUUACAACCAAUACAAUGCAAGGACCGCGAAUAGAAGGUCAAUAGCUGGCGAGAGCUCAAUUGGAUCAGAGAGUAGCCAUGGAAACCGCCGAAGCUCUAUGUCAACUGGGGUAAGACGGCGUAGCAUUGGGGAGAGGAAAGUCCGAUUUGUCGAAGAAAGUAUACGGGGAUUUCAAGAACAGACGAAGGGAGUAGCUAGGGAGACGGAUAACAGUCGGGUUCAAAAUUCAUUGGACGUGACGUCAUCUUGGGGAGAAAACAAUCCGGGGCUAUUUGAUACUCAUUCACUAUCCACCGACGGCGACGGAGAAUCAUCUUCACGAGCUUCUACAAGCUCUCGGAAUCAAAUCGACGACACACUGGCCGAAAGUCAAUCAACGGUGGAGCUUCAAACACAUGGUUCUAUUGAAGUUGAAAAGGCGACGAUGACAGUGAGUACAAGGGAUUUAAUAGUGAGAUUUUUCUCCAGGAAGAGCAGAGGAAAGGGUUCUACGUCUUCGAGGGGCUCUACGUCAUCGAGCGGACAGUCUACGUCCUCAAAGUGGGGUUCUUCAUCCUCGAGGAGUAGUGUAUCUAAACAGAUCAAUCCUCCGGUGAGCGGUCCGAUAGUGGCUGUGAAUGGGGUCAAAUCCAGUGCCUUUUCAUCUUUCCCAAAUCCCGCCAGGAGCAAUCUCAAUAGUACCUCUCGGCCUCGAGAAAAUUCGGCAACGAGCACACCAAUCAGAAGCUUAUUAAGGAAACACUCGGUGAGCUUGUUGAACAAAUUCACUGGGAAGGACGGUAAAGCCACUGUCACACCAUUGGGAGUGGUUUCAGAGGGGGCCCUGGCUCAGACUGGGCCGACAUGCGUUGUCUGUCUUGAGGAGUUUGACAGAAAUUCCGUGAUCCAAAUUCCCGCAGAAUGCUUGCAUUCUUAUUGCAAAGGGUGCUUAAAAAUUCUAUUUACCCGUGCUCUGGAUGAUCCCCACGGCUCAUUCCCGGUCAAGUGUUGCGGAACAACCACAAUCGACGUCUCCGUGGCGGGUGCUCUAUUGGGUGCGAAUAAAAUUGCGCGUUAUAAUGAACUGAUGCUUGAAUACGAAACGGCCGAUAAAACCUACUGCUACAACAAGCGUUGCAGCACAUUUAUCCCGCCAGCAAACAUCCAACUGAACGAUGCAAAAUGUCGAAAAUGCCGGCGGUAUGGAGCUGGAAAAAACAUUGGAUGGGUGCAGUGUCACAGAUGUCAACACCUAGUAGAGAAGUCAUAUGGGUGUGAGCAUAUUACCUGUCAAUGUAAAGCGGAGUUCUGCUAUAAAUGCGGUAAAGAGUGGAAAAUAUGUUUGAAGGCACGGACUUGCAGGCUGGAGUAA
Messenger RNA from Morchella sextelata, 2130 nucleotides. RefSeq lists its product as uncharacterized. The record is from RefSeq and is a predicted model, not a curated record. Gene Ontology annotation, biological process: positive regulation of proteasomal ubiquitin-dependent protein catabolic process; ubiquitin-dependent protein catabolic process; protein polyubiquitination. The transcript has 6 exons. Gene Ontology annotation, cellular component: cytoplasm; ubiquitin ligase complex. Bases 1 to 2130 code for a protein of 709 amino acids. Gene Ontology annotation, molecular function: ubiquitin conjugating enzyme binding; ubiquitin protein ligase activity. Lineage: Eukaryota; Fungi; Ascomycota; Pezizomycetes; Pezizales; Morchellaceae.